Microthlaspi erraticum is the source of this 357-nucleotide messenger RNA. The record is from the annotation of a GenBank genome assembly. NCBI's taxonomy places the organism in Eukaryota, Viridiplantae, Streptophyta, Magnoliopsida, Brassicales, Brassicaceae.
AUGGGUCUGUUUCCAGUGGUGGAGCGAGUUGGACCAUUGGCUUACAGGCUGGAGUUACCUGAGAUUAUGAGAGUCUUUCACAAGGUUUUUCAUGUGUCGAUGUUGAGGAAGUGUCUUCACCCUACAGAGGAGUUAGUGGCUAGGAUUUCAGAGGAUCUUCAGCCAGAUUUGACAGUUCCGGCAGUGCUUGUGAAAAUCUUGGAGAGGAGGGAUAAGGUUCUGAGGAACAAGAGGAUCCCUUUGUUGAGAGUUUCGUGGGAUUGUAGUGGUUUUUACAGAGGAGACAUGGGAGCCAGAGGCAAAUAUGAUGUUGAAGUUCGGAAAGUGGUUCGACAAGCAGGUCGAGGAGUGAGCUGA